Molecule: messenger RNA, 5786 nt
Organism: Panthera uncia (snow leopard)
Lineage: Eukaryota; Metazoa; Chordata; Mammalia; Carnivora; Felidae
Gene: KCNIP2
Product: potassium voltage-gated channel interacting protein 2
Exons: 8
Coding region: 3786-4478 (230 amino acids)
Biological process (GO): regulation of potassium ion transmembrane transport
Cellular component (GO): voltage-gated potassium channel complex
Molecular function (GO): potassium channel regulator activity; calcium ion binding
Source: RefSeq, a predicted model, not a curated record
UUUUUUUGAGACAGAACAUAAGCAGGGGACGGGCGGGGGUGGGACAGAGAAUUUGAAGUGGGCUCUCUGCUGACAGCAGCAAGCCCAAUGUGGGGCUCAAACUCAUGAGAGAUCAUGACCUGAGCCGAAGUUGGACACUCAACCAACUAAGCCACCCAGGUGCCCUGCCAUCUUUUAAGAACCAGCUCAAAAAAUAACCUCUCCAAGUUUUUCCUGGCCUUCCAGUUAGAGAGCUUUUACAGUUAAAUGAGCUUUUUGUUUGUUUUGUCAUUAGGGAAAUGCAUUUUAAAGUUUAUUUUUGAGACAGACAGAGACAGCAUGAGUGGGAGAGGGGCAGAGAGAGAGAGAGAGAGAGAGAGAGAGAGAGAGAAUAUCCCAAGCGGGCUCCACGCAGUCAGCAUAGAGCUCAAUGCAGGGCUUGAACUCACAAAACUAUGAUAUCAUGACCUGAGCCAAAACCAAGAGUUGGAUGCUUAACCAAAUGAGCCACCCAGGUGCUCCUAAAUGAGCUUUUAUAGCUCAUUUCAUGGCCUGCCUGUAACAGUUCCUACCACAUAGUAAGCACAUAAAUAUUUUAUGAAUGAAUAGAAGCCUUAAGGUUCUCUUAGUGGGCUUUCUCUCCCUACCCAAUAGAAGCCCCUGUUUAGUUCACCUUUGUUCCACAAGCACCAGAUCAGAGCCUGUCAUUCAAUUUAUGUAAGUCCAAUUUUAACCGACUGAGCCACCCAGGCGCUCCUAUAUAAAUCCAAUUUUUAAACUCUUUGCCCUUUAGGAGCUUGGAAUCUAGUUGAGGAAACAGGACUGAUCCAGAAAGAUCUGGGUUCAAAUAUGCAACCUCUCAUCUUAGCUAGGUGACCUCGAGCAAAUCCCUUUCUCUCAAAUCCCUUUAUUUGGGCCUCCUUUACCUCAUCAAUGAAAUGGGCACAAUACUAUUCACUCCACCUACUUCAUGGAGUUGUCAUGAGAAGCCAUCAAGAUAACAAUGUUUGCGGAAAUGCUUUGUUAAUUGAGAGCUAUAGAAAUGUAAGGGGCGCAGGAGAUGUCGUGUUGUUAAUAAUGGUAGAAAACACUUCCACAGUUACUCUGUGCCAGGAAUUAUUCUAACAGCUUUCCAUGUAUUAAUUCAUUUACUCCUUCUAGCAACCAUAUGAGGUGGGAAACAGAGGCACAUAGAGGUUAAGAACUUGCCCAGUUAAUUGUAACUGACAAAUCCGGGAUUUGAACCCAGGGAAUCUGGCACCCUGGCCCGCACUAUUACAUACCAUGCUAUGCUGUCUCCUUUUACUUUUCCCAUUUAAUAACAUUACAGAAUUAGGUGCUGAGUUUUGAGGGCCCAACAGUGAGUUCGCUAGAAAUUCUGCUGAGGCCUGGAAGUCCUGUUAGGUGAGAACUGUAGAACAGAAGGAGAACAGAAAGGAGGGCAUUCAUAACAGGAGCAAAGGUACAGAAAUGGCACCUAGUUUGAUGUGUUUGGGGGACAGUGAAGAGGCCAAAAUGGUUGGAAAGGGUAUCUGCCGAUGAGGGUAGAGGGAAUUAAAUGCCAGAUGUGGAAUUUGGACAGUAAUAGGGAGAUAUUUGCUGGUUUCAUCUGUUUAUUUGUAACUUCUAGGGUAUGAGAAACCAAAAGCAGUCCCCAGGUUGACUUCUUCCUGGAGGAGGGGGUGGAGGGGCAAGCAGAGGACCAAGCCUGCCAGUGGCAUACCCUUCUUCCCAUCCUUUCCACACCUUCCCAGGUUGUUGUGGGUGGGGUAAGGGUUAGGGAAGGGUUAGAUAGGAGUAAGAUGGAUGCCUGACCCCCAGUGGUGGCUGUGUGGAACUGCAGAGCAGUGAUCCUCAAAUGAAGUGGCAGGGACAGCCUGACAGGGGGACUCCUAUACCACUAUUGGGCUGAGACACCUUCAUCCCAGAGCCGGACAAAGGAGAGGGCUCCCUCUGGAGUCAGUCUCCCUAAACGAGGCCUCCUGAGUGGGCAAGCUGUCUAACAAGAGCCAGCGUAGUGUGAUGGUUUAGAGCACAGGCUCAGGGUCAGACUGGGUUAAAACUAACACUCUGACACUUACUGAUCUUGGUGAUGUUCUUAACCUCCUUUUGCCUUAGUUUCACUCCCUGUAAUGUGGGGAUAAUGGUACUUCCUUCAUAGGUUUACUGUGAAAAUUAAAUAUGAUCAUGUCUGGGGUCACCUGGCUCGCUCAGUCAGUGGAGCGUGUGACUCUUGAUCUCUGGGUUAUAGGUUCGAGCCCCACGUUGGGUGUAGAUACUACUUAAAAAAUAAAAUCUUAAAAACUGUGACCAUGUCUGUAAGCACAUAGCAUAUUAUCUAGCACACAGUGAGUGCUCAAUCAAUGUCAGCCAGCUGUGGCAGUAGUUGUCUUCUGGUUCACUGGCUCUGCAGGCCUCUCCCCACCCCUACACAUGUGCACACCCACACCCACACACAGACACACAGCCAGCAGCAGCAGCAGCAACAGCAGCAAUGGGAAGGAGCUGGGCAGAUGGGGGAGGGGCUCCAGGAAUGCUCUAGGGGGUGAGGGUGGAUGGCUCCCUUGGAGGAUUCAGAUUUCCCUCCUACUCUCCAUCAUUCUUCUCCAUCAGCCCAGUAACAGUUCAGGAGCAGGCAAGGCUUUGGCAGAUCCUGGCUGAGAGGAAGGGAGGAGCUCAGUCUCUCCUCUUCCAAAGAACUUGAAUCUGUGGAUCCCAAAGGCAGCCACAAUAAGUCCCCUCCCCAGAGGGUCAUGAUAAGGCUAAGCGGCCUUUUUCCUGCCCCGGCUAUUGGACCUAAUCCUCCCUCCCUUGGGCCUCAGUUUCCCUGUCCGUGGGCUGUGGAAAGAGAGUGCUUCCCGCCUCACUGUCUCUAUGACAACCGCGAUCGAUGUUGGUGGUGUCCUCCUGACUGGAGAGGUCACCGCCUUCUCCCGGCUUAUAUUCUCAUACAGCUCCGUGCAGAUACAAUUAUGCAAUCACCGUAGACCCAUACUCCUAAUUAUAGGACACAGCUAUACUACCAGUCUUCAGACCUCUAUCCCGCAGCCCUGCUGAAACCCAUACACUUCAUGCCCCCCACACACUCAGACAUACGCCAGUGCACUCACACACACAUACUAUGGACACCCAGGUCACUUACUCCCAUACACAAGACACACACCUAAUAGACACAUACGCAAUCAUGUGCAAACCACACACAGAGACACACAUAAGGGGAGAAACACAUACUCUCUAUAUAGUCAGACAUGGGAAUACACACAAGAAAAUGCCCAGACACUUAUAAUUUCUGACUCAUGUAUCUAUUCCUUAUACACGUGUAGCUCAUAGUCUUUCUCUCUCUCUCUCUCUCUCACACACACACACACACACACACACACACACACACACACUGCCCUUCCCUGCCCUCUCCCUAAGCACAGCUCCUCCCUCUACCCCCUCCCUUUGGCACAGAGUAGCCACAAGGUGUCUGGGGGAAGCUGUCCUCAGGGACAGAGGCAGGUCGCUGCCUUCCUCUUACGGCCUGGCCUGUUUUGUCCCAUAUCCUUCACGCCAAAGGCUCCUGAGGAGAUGCCGGUCUGUAGGCUGAAGUGGCCCCGAGAAGAGGAAAAGGCUGUGACUGGGAGGCUUGCGGGGCAGAGGCGGGGUGAGGGGGCGGGAGAGGGAGGAGAUCCUGGGAGGGGAGGGGGAGGGAGGCUGCAGGCGGUCCUCUUACUCCGGCCGGGGAGCCUGAGGGGGAGGUGGUGUGAGGAGGGCUUCCAGUGUGUCUGACCCUCAGCUGGUGGGGGCCAUGCCCCAGGCCCACCAUGAACCUGGAAGGGCUGGAGAUGGUUGCUGUGCUCGUGGUCCUCGCUCUGUUUGUCAAGGUCCUGGAGCAGUUUGGUCUUUUCGAGCCUGUCUCCUUGGAAGACAGCGUGGAGGAUGAGUUUGAAUUGUCCACCGUGUGUCACCGGCCAGAGGGUCUGGAGCAGCUGCAGGAGCAAACCAAGUUCACACGCAAGGAGUUGCAGGUCCUGUACAGGGGGUUCAAGAAUGAAUGUCCCAGCGGAAUUGUCAACGAGGAGAACUUCAAGCAGAUUUACUCUCAGUUCUUUCCUCAAGGAGACUCCAGCACAUAUGCCACUUUCCUCUUCAAUGCCUUUGACACCAACCAUGAUGGCUCUGUCAGUUUCGAGGACUUCGUGGCUGGUUUGUCGGUGAUUCUUCGGGGAACCAUAGAUGACAGGUUAAACUGGGCCUUCAAUCUGUAUGACCUCAACAAGGAUGGCUGCAUCACCAAGGAGGAAAUGCUUGAUAUCAUGAAAUCCAUCUAUGAUAUGAUGGGCAAGUAUACGUAUCCUGCGCUCCGAGAGGAGGCCCCAAGGGAGCAUGUGGAGAGCUUCUUCCAGAAGAUGGACAGGAACAAGGAUGGCGUGGUGACCAUUGAGGAAUUCAUUGAGUCCUGCCAGAAGGACGAGAACAUCAUGAGGUCCAUGCAACUCUUUGACAAUGUCAUCUAGCUCCCCAGGAGAGGGGGUCAGUUGUCCUGGGGGGACCAUGCUCUAGCUCUAGUCCAGGUGGAACUCACCCUUCUCUUCCCAGGUCUGUCCUCAUUCUAGCCCUGCCCUGGGGGCUGUAGGAAUCCAAGAGCCUGGGGAUUCAGUGGUCCAGACUGCUGGAGCUAAAGGGGCCAGGGAGUGGGCAGAGUGUACCUGUGGAGUGUUCCCAACUCCCAACAGCUCCCACCCCCUUCCUGCCUAACACUCAGUGCUGAGGGUGCCCCUGCUAAUAGGAAAUAAGUGGUUCUCCACCUUCCGUCCCUACUCUAGAAACUACAACACUAGACAAAAUGUCUCCUGCUAUGGUGCUUCCCCUAUCUCUGAUCUCAUAUGCAUUUCCUCUAAGAUUUCCUUCUCAGAGAGGCUACUCUGUCAAUGGCACUGACUAGCCUGUUAGACCAGGGCCUUUGAGAGCCUUGCAGAGGGGGACAAGAAUGUAAAGGGAGAAAUCUUAGGCCUGAGCUGGGUGUUUAGGUCACAGGUGGCUGGGACAGAGUGCAAAAAGGCCUGGAGAUUGUAACACCUCAGGCAUGCCAGACUAUAGGUCUAAGCUCCAUAGGUCUGCCACCCCAGGCUAUCAUGAGUUUCUAGGCUCUCCAGAAGACUCUGUCUCCUAGGAAAUGCCCCAGAAAUUUCCAUACUCCUCAGUAUCCCAGGAGAGCAUAGGAUCUUGAUGUCUGGCUCAUCCCUGGAAUUCCUUCCUUUCCUUCCUUCCUGUUUGUGUGGGUGGUAGCAGCAGCAGGGGAAUAUGGGUGGGAGAUGUCCCAGCUGAUACCUGCCAAAGUUUCAGCCUACCCUCUCUGAUGGCUGCCACUUAAGUUUUUAUUUGCCAUUUAUUCUAGACUUGGAGGCAUGGAGUGAGUCAGUGGAUGCCUUAGAAGAAAGGGGAAGGAGGGAGGCAUGUAUAACAUCUGAAACCAGUGUGGGGGCAUUCACUAGAAUCUUUGGUCUACCCAGGCUCUAUUCUAACCCCCCGCAUAACCUCCUCAGUUCCUACUUAGGGUGUCCUCUCGUUCAAUUCAGUCUACCCAGAGAUGCCCCUGAACACACCUAGAAGGCAGGGACCACUCUUGCCAUGCUGCCACCCUUUAAUAUACUUGCUCGUUCCAUUUAGCUCACUCUCCCAGUCAGUCAGGAUCUGAGGGUUAGGGCCCUAAGGGGGGCCCCUUUCCCAUCAGAACACUGUUGACUGCUUUGCAUUUUGGGCUCCUCUGUAUAUUUUGUAAAAUAAAAAAUAUACCAGAUCCAAUAAAACACAAUGGCUAUGCA